AUGAGCAUUCGAAGUACCAACGCAUCGAGCAAGACGUGCUUUACCACAGCCUUUCUUCGCGUUCGCCAUGACUCCCGCUCCGAGCAGAGUCCAUUACUACGCCCAGAACAGAACUACCGGCUUGUCCAUGCAAGUGGCAGGCAGCCGCAUGCUCCUCUGACGCAUGGUUCACAAGCAGAUAGCCCGGCACCAGGUCGACCAGAUCCAGAGUGCUUGAGUCCUUGGAAUUCGUUUCCGAGUGUCGUUGCGGCCACCCCACGAGAUCUUCAAGUGCUCGUUAUGGCCCGCGUCCAGCAUGGAGAUGCUCUCGUGCGCCACAUCGUCGGCUUUGCCUACAUAGUCAAGGUGGGAGCUGAUGAAGUUGAAGAGGUAAUGAGUCCUUUCAGUCAGAGGCCAAGCUUCUUAUUCAUCAGAGUCACGUUCCAUCCAUCUCCGCCAAACGGAUAUCUUGCCAAGGUGGCCGCAUCGUGCUUCAGCUCACCAGGAACCGUGUGCGCACAGGCGAAGGUGGAUGGGUGCCAAAGGGUUGGGAAGCUACGUUUCGCCGAUGCCGCAGAGGCGCGACCGAAGCCAACAGGCGCCUGGUCCGCAACCAUGGGUUUCCAUUCCACAACAGGAAUGAUUCGAAGCGGAGCCCAGAUGACGGACGACGAGCGAUGGAUACUGCCGAGCAGUGGCUCGCCUGACUUUGUGAAGCAUCCCAGGGUCGAUGAGCCCAAGCCCACAGGAGCAUCACAUGGCCAGGCAAGGAUCAACGAAGGCGCCAGUGAUCAUCGCGCGUCUCAAAAAAAUACCAAGGAACAAGGUCGUCGUAGAAUGAAGGAACUCCAGGCAACAAAGCCGAUCUCGGUACAUGGAAAAGCGGUGUUGCCCAAGCAGAAGCUUUGCCGUCCCAAACGCUCCAGCAGGAAAAGAAACGAACGUCCUUGGAAUCUUCCCAUUCAUUCGGCACAUAGCUCCAUAUCUGAAGAGCAUGUAUCAAAUGGUCCGCCUGUGGAUGCCGUCAAGAUGAUGGUCGCAGUUCUCGCCAUGUUGGUCAUACUCUGGAUCUUCUCUCAUACCCUGAUCAACGAAGUCAUGUACGCGGCCGACACGCAUUUUCCACGCUCUGAAUUGGGGGCCGCGCUCGUGCAGCGCCACUCCGGCUUGCUCACCAAUACUGUUUGCCAGGUUGAUACCACACGCUGCAAUGAAGCAUGCGCCGCGUGA
Messenger RNA from Pseudocercospora fijiensis CIRAD86, 1209 nucleotides. RefSeq lists its product as uncharacterized. The transcript has 12 exons. Lineage: Eukaryota; Fungi; Ascomycota; Dothideomycetes; Mycosphaerellales; Mycosphaerellaceae. The record is from RefSeq and is a predicted model, not a curated record. Bases 1 to 1209 code for a protein of 402 amino acids.